AUGGGUGUGCAGAGUCAGACUGCAGAGAGUGCCCUGCUGUACAAUCCGACGAGUCUUCCCUUCCGAGUCAAAUCGCCGAGAUGUUGCAUCGGUCUUUUUGGCCCCCAAAGUGCUCAGGAGGUCUCAUUGGCGGCCAUGGGUCUGCUUCAAAUGAAAACCCGCGACAAUCGCUGCUCUUCAGGGAUGCACCGGCGGAAUGACACCUCCAUCCCGUUAGUCGGGGCCCGCAAGGGUUUGCCGAUCUCCACCAGCAACUCCUCGCUUCAGCACCUGUCAGCACUCAGCACUCAUCUUCACAGUCCGGUCCCCCCCCCACCGCGGCCCCUCUCGGCCUAUCGCGGACGGGCCCUGGUGCCACUAAAAGCCAAGUUAAUUGAUCCAGAACCCACGUUUCUCCUCGCUCCUGCAGACGAGUCUACCGCUCCUCCGCUUCAGCCAUCCACCGUCUCGGUUGUAGGUGUAGGCUUACUGCAGGCCCAAGAGGAAGCCUCCCAAUCUCCAUCCUCAGGGCUUGCUCACUGGCGCACGCACUAUGCCUCGGAUUCUACAUGGUCAGGCCAUUAG
Molecule: messenger RNA, 564 nt
Organism: Aspergillus sclerotioniger CBS 115572
Lineage: Eukaryota; Fungi; Ascomycota; Eurotiomycetes; Eurotiales; Aspergillaceae
Exons: 1
Coding region: 1-564 (187 amino acids)
Source: RefSeq, a predicted model, not a curated record